AUGCGGGAGAAUGAAAGAGGAGUGUUUGGUGUGUGGGGAAAAUGUGGGCAAGCGCAGAAGGUGGUGCUCCAGAGGUUACUCUUGAAACUUCCAUGGGGUCCUUCACAGUGGAGCUGUACUACAAGCAUGCGCCCAGAACUUGCAGGAACUUCAUUGAACUGUCUCGCAGAGGUUACUACGACAACGUUAAAUUCCACAGGAUCAUUAAGGACUUCAUAGUACAAGGUGGGGAUCCUACAGGAACUGGAAGAGGAGGAGAAUCCAUAUACGGUGCAAAGUUUGAAGAUGAGAUAAAACGAGAGUUGAAACACACUGGAGCUGGUAUUUUAUCCAUGGCAAAUGCUGGCCCAAAUACCAAUGGUAGUCAGUUCUUUAUUACUCUGGCACCUUGCCCCUCUCUCGAUGGAAAACACACAAUAUUCGGAAGAGUGUGUAGUGGAAUGGAAAUUAUCAAACGACUUGGCAGCGUCCAAACAGAUAACAACGAUAGGCCCAUCCAUGACGUGAAGAUACUGCGUACCUCAGUCAAGGAUUAGUGAUGAACCAAACUAAACAAAAAUGGCAUUUGAGAGUGCUAUGAGUCUUCAGAAGUGUCAAUUUUAUUUUUUUUGCUCUAAUCGUCCAUGUGCUGAAGACAUGUUUUCCAAGACUAUUUUGUGAGCAGUAGUGUUGGAACUGUUCAUGGCUGGGAAAGAAAUUUGAAUUUUAUGUAAAAUUUAAUCCUAAUUAUUAAGAUAAUAUUAAAAACUUCAAUGAGUAAACUAAUUAAAUUUGCAUUCUAAUUUUAAAAA
Messenger RNA from Vigna unguiculata (cowpea), 791 nucleotides. RefSeq names its product Cyclophilin-like peptidyl-prolyl cis-trans isomerase family protein. Gene Ontology annotation, molecular function: peptidyl-prolyl cis-trans isomerase activity. NCBI's taxonomy places the organism in Eukaryota, Viridiplantae, Streptophyta, Magnoliopsida, Fabales, Fabaceae. The record is from RefSeq and is a predicted model, not a curated record. Gene Ontology annotation, biological process: protein peptidyl-prolyl isomerization; protein folding. Gene Ontology annotation, cellular component: catalytic step 2 spliceosome.